ACAAGGUUAGAAGCGUAUCGUUGCUACUUUGUCGACCUCAUGGAGGGCGUCUGCGCCCGCUUCGUCGAGCGCCACCGGCCGACGCUCAACUUCGCGCUGCUGGUGGGCGCCUACGCCGCCUACCUGCUCGUCGGCGCCGCCAUCUUCUCCGCCGUCGAGCUGCCCUACGAGCUCCGGCUCCGCGGAGAGCUGGAGGCCAGCCGGCGGGACUUCCUGGCCAACAACACCUGCGUGUCCGAGUCCGGCCUCCGCGAGCUGCUGGCGCGAGCGCUGGAGGCCAACAACUACGGCGUGUCGCUGGUGGGCAAGAGCAGCCGGCGCAACUGGGACUUCAUGUCGUCGCUCUUCUUCACCAGCACCGUGCUGACCACCACCGGUUACGGCCACACGGUUCCUCUUUCGGACGAAGGGAAGGCCUUCUGCAUCCUCUACUCCAUCCUGGGCAUCCCCCUCACCCUCUUCUUCCUCUCCGCCGUGGUCCAGAGGCUCAUGAUUGUGGUCACCCGCCGCCCCGUCGCCUACUUCCCGAGCCGCUGGGCCAUGUCCAAGGCCAAGUUCGCCGGCGUCCACGCGGCGGUCCUCGCCGCGGCGGUGGCCUUCGCCGUGUUCGUCGUCCCGGCGUGGAUCUUCUUCACCCUGGAGCCAGAGUGGAACUUCCUGGAGUCCCUCUACUUCUGCUUCAUCUCCUUGACCACCAUCGGGCUCGGCGAUUACGUCCCAGGCGAAUCUCACAGUAUGGACGACGGCCGUCAUUGGCAGCUCUACAAGUUGAUCAUCACUUUGUACCUGCUGCUGGGUCUGGUUUGCCUUCUGGUGCUGAUGGAGACGUGCGUGGAGCUGCCGCAGAUGAAGCGCCUGCGUCAGCGCUUCUACCGGGACGACCUCGCGCGCGAGCUGGACGGCGAGACGGCCAACAUCAUCGAGCGGGAACACUCCCCCGACGCGUCCGACCGCGUCCUCGCGUCCGUGUCGCAGCAGGCCGACACCUUGCGGGCCGGCGGCGGGCCGUACACGCUGGCGUCCGCCCUCGACGGGAAGCUCAACUAGCGCCGCGCAAUGUGAGGGUACGUGCAAAAUCAUGGACGUGACAAAAAAAGUGGGGAAAAGUGAAGGAUUUGUCAAUAACUUUCUGGAUCGGGGGGGAAACUGAACCAAAACUGCCCGAUAGUUGUGGCAGGUUUAUGGCAAGAAGGCUCUGUAACGUAACCAAACGUGGGGGAACGUGAGACGCUGUUACUAUUUUUUUUUUCUUCUGGCUUAUCAGAACAUUCCCCACAGAUAAGAACCUGGGCGGGAAUUCCGAGGAAGGGCUGCUACGCUUCCACUUCCUGUCAGCGCCACGCCUCAGCUUCAUUUAAAAACACCUAGCUGCUAAUUUAAGCCUUAACUCGAUUUACCAACCAAAAAUAUGACUGCAAAGUCAUAAUUCGGUUGAGCGCAGACCUCCCGCAAGGCCUGUUACGUACGUCUAUACGUUAGUUACUGAAAAGGAAGGCAGAAAAGCUUUCUGAAUAAUAUAUUCCGAAUAUUAUAGCGACUUUAAAAGGGAAGCGCAAACAAGUUGCCUCAAAGUCUGACUUAUUUUUAAUAGUUACAAAAUAGGUUAUAGAAGAGGUAGUAACGCUUGCAAUAAUGCAAAACUUUAACUUUUUAAGUCUUCCAAGUGCAAUAUAGGUUUGACCACCAGAGGGGAGCAUUUUACAAAAAAAAACUCGGCCAAACCCUUUUUUUCUGAGCAUAAAGUGGGUUUGCAGUUUUUGUUUUUUUUAAACUACCACACCCCCCCGCUGACUUUUCCCACCCCAAAAAUGUAAACAAACACACCUGAACAAAGUCCACCAAAGUGACCUCAAGCGAUCAAACACGGAAAACGGGCUAGCCGAGUUCCCGCGUACGCUACGCUAAACGGGCAUGCGUAACUCCAGCUCGGAAGCGGAACCCGCGCAGAUGUUUUCCUUUUCAACAGAACUUAAAUAUUUCUCCAAAUGUAAGUAAACGGAUGAGGCCUAAACGUGGGAUGUGGGUCGUCUUUGAUGGCUUCAGCGGUGACGCUUCGCCGUUCGCCUGGACCGGCAGCAGGCGCUCGGACCAGUUUUGCGCAUAUACUGGAUUGAAGAGGGCUUAUUAUGCAGAUGCCGCGACACUUUAAACGCCAUACGUGCGGGUGGCGACAAAAUUCGAUGCAAAACGCUCACAACGUGGACUCGUACGGCCCAGCGACCCCGCUGGAGACAAUUAGCCGCAUCCUGUAUGACCUCGCUUUUUUGUAUAUUUUGUAUCGAAUCGACAAAUAAAAAAAAAUAUAUGAAAAUA
Syngnathoides biaculeatus (alligator pipefish) is the source of this 2313-nucleotide messenger RNA. RefSeq names its product potassium channel subfamily K member 1-like. The record is from RefSeq and is a predicted model, not a curated record. Lineage: Eukaryota; Metazoa; Chordata; Actinopteri; Syngnathiformes; Syngnathidae. Gene Ontology annotation, molecular function: potassium ion leak channel activity. The coding region runs from base 40 to 1047 and encodes 335 amino acids. The transcript is spliced from 3 exons. Gene Ontology annotation, cellular component: membrane. Gene Ontology annotation, biological process: stabilization of membrane potential; potassium ion transmembrane transport.